Messenger RNA from Nerophis ophidion (straightnose pipefish), 1093 nucleotides. It is a transcript of the gene gosr2, whose product is annotated as golgi SNAP receptor complex member 2. Gene Ontology annotation, molecular function: SNARE binding; SNAP receptor activity. The record is from RefSeq and is a predicted model, not a curated record. Gene Ontology annotation, biological process: vesicle fusion; intra-Golgi vesicle-mediated transport. The transcript is spliced from 6 exons. Lineage: Eukaryota; Metazoa; Chordata; Actinopteri; Syngnathiformes; Syngnathidae. Gene Ontology annotation, cellular component: late endosome membrane; ER to Golgi transport vesicle membrane; endoplasmic reticulum membrane. The coding region runs from base 170 to 808 and encodes 212 amino acids.
UUCCGCUUCCCUACUUCCGUACACAAACGCUUAGCAUCUGAUGACGUGUUGCAUUCCUCGUCCGCUUGCCUUGUGCUAGCAUUUCGCCAUUAACCCAUUUUAGAAUAAUACAAUUUAAAAAAAAAAAAAGGCGAAGAGACGACAUACGGAUACUUAGACGCUGCCGGAAAUGGAGUCGCUUUACCACCAGACUAACAAGCACAUCCAGGAGGUGCAGUCGCUGAUGGGCAACCUGGAGAGGACCGAACGCCAGUCCGUACACUUGUUAGAGAACGAACUCCAGGCCCGAAUCGACCAGAUUUUCAACCAUUUAGAGCGCCUGGAGAUCCUGGCCAGCAAGGAGCCGCCCAACCGCCGCCAGAACGCUAAACUGCGCGUGGACCAGCUCAAGUACGACGUGCAGCACCUGCGCACAGCCCUGCAGAACUUCCAGCACAGACGCUAUACCCGAGAGGCCCAGGAGAGGGAGCGAGAGGAACUCAUGAGCAGAACCUUCACCACCAACGAUGCAGACACAUCCAUCCCCAUCGACGACACGCUGCAGCUCAACUCCAACUUGCACAACGCCCACCAAGGCAUGGACGACCUGCUGGGCAGCGGCAGCAACAUCCUCAACGGUCUGAGGGACCAGAGAUCUACGCUGAAGGGAACCCACAAGAAGAUGCUGGACUUGGCCAACAUGCUGGGACUGUCCAACACGGUGAUGAGACUCAUCGAGAGACGAGCCACUCAGGACAAGUUGAUCAUGGUGGGAGGCAUGCUGCUCACCUGUGUCGUCAUGUUCCUGGUGGUGCGAUACCUGGCCUGAUAUCACACUUCCAACUUUUAUCCCGGUCUACUUUUCUCAUCUGGACGCACCUUCAUGACAGUAUUUGACCACAUGUGAAGCUUACAUUGUUUUUGGACUUUUUAGCCAGAGAAACGGUUUACUUGUAACACUGUGGCCGUAAAAAUGGUUUGAAUUUUAAAUGUUUUGUUGACAUCAGCAGUGGAUAAAUAUAUCAAUUGUAAUUGUACCCUGUCCGGAUUUACAGUUGGCUCUAGUCUCACUAUGUGAGUGAUUUAAUUCUCUUCAAUAAAACGUUUCUUAUUG